AUGCGGAAAUUAAUCGGAUUAGACGCAAAAUCGAAAAAACCAAAAAAUCUCUCUUCUCUCUUUUCCCCCCUUUUGUCGACCGUCUUCGUGGAAUCCCUUUUGGAGGAGAAAUCAAUCGUUGAGCCUCUAAAAGCUAAAAAGCAUGAUCUUCUAGUGGUUCAUUCCAAGGCCUACUUAAACAGCUUGAAAUGCAGUGCCACUGUCGCUAAGAUUAUCGAGGUUCCCGCAGUUGCUUCUUUUCCAAACUAUCUUGUGCAGCAGAAACUUCUUCUCCCAUUCCUAAAGCAGGUUGGUGGGACGAUUCUGGCAGCCAAACUCGCAACAGAACGUGGGUGGGCAAUUAACAUUGGAGGAGGUUUUCAUCAUUCUUCUGCCAAGAGAGGCGGCGGAUUUUGUGCUUUCGCUGAUAUCUCUCUCUGUGUUCACUUUGCUUUUCUUCGUCUAAGGAUAUCUAGGGUUAUGAUAGUCGAUCUUGAUGCUCAUCAAGGGAAUGGCCACGAAACAGAUCUCGGCAAUGAUAGUCGCGUUUACAUUCUCGACAUGUACAAUCCUGAUAUAUACCCUUUUGAUACUAGAGCUAUGAGACUAAUCGAUCACAAGGUUGAGGUGGUGAGUGGGACUACCAGCAAAGAGUAUUUGAAAAAACUUGAUGAAGCCCUUGAGGUUGCUUGGCGAAAAUUCCAACCAGAGUUGGUAGUUUACAAUGCUGGGACUGAUAUCUUAGAUGGAGACCGUCUGGGGCUUCUAAAGAUAAGCCCUGAUGGGAUAACUUGUAGUGACGAGAAAGUCUUCAGAUUUGCAGGGGAUAGAGAGAUUCCUAUUGUGAUGCUGACUUCAGGCGGGUACACCAAGUCGAGCGCCAGAGUUAUUGCAGAUUCUAUAGAGAAUCUCUCACGUAAAGGCUUAAUCCAAACACGGCGCGGGUGA
Molecule: messenger RNA, 927 nt
Organism: Camelina sativa (false flax)
Lineage: Eukaryota; Viridiplantae; Streptophyta; Magnoliopsida; Brassicales; Brassicaceae
Source: RefSeq, a predicted model, not a curated record